Molecule: messenger RNA, 2094 nt
Organism: Bacidia gigantensis
Lineage: Eukaryota; Fungi; Ascomycota; Lecanoromycetes; Lecanorales; Ramalinaceae
Exons: 4
Coding region: 1-2094 (697 amino acids)
Biological process (GO): Arp2/3 complex-mediated actin nucleation; actin filament polymerization
Cellular component (GO): actin cytoskeleton; Arp2/3 protein complex
Molecular function (GO): FAD binding; structural constituent of cytoskeleton; actin filament binding
Source: RefSeq, a predicted model, not a curated record
AUGGCCUCCACGCCAAAAAUCGCUAUUGUUGGCGCCGGACCCGCUGGUCUCACGCUCGCGCGUCUUUUAUAUGUUUCGGAAGCGAAGUUUGAUGUGACACUCUACGAGCUUGAUGCUUCUCCGAUAGCCCGCCCAGAUCAAGGUGGCACUCUCGACUUACAUGCUGAUACUGGACUUGCUGCACUACGAAAAUGCGGCCUCUGGAAACUGCUCGUAGGCUGCUUAAGAUACGAUGGCCAGGAAAUGAUCAUUGCCGACAAGAAUGCGACGCAAUUGGUACAUAUGGGAGGUGGGAAACAGAACACUGGAGUGUUUGAUCGCCCGGAGAUCGAUCGCGAAAGAUUGAAGGAGAUCUUGCUUGAGAGUGUGCCUAAGGAAUCCGUGAGAUGGGGGCGUCAUUUGAGGGAGGUGGCUGAAGAUGGGAAGCUGAUAUUCGAUGGAAGCGAGGAGGCGGAGGGCCCGUUUGAUUUGAUCGUAGGGGCAGAUGGUGCGUUCAGUAAGGUCAGGGCAAGGCUGCAUGGGCUUAAGCCAACUUAUUCUGGUAUAAGUGGUUUUGAGAUGGAAAUCCCAGAGCCCGCAAAGACGUGUCCGCAUGUCAACAAGAUGGUGGGUCGCGGUGCACUCUUCGCUAUGGGUGAUUGUCGUGCCGUGGGUGGCCAGAGAAUGGGCAAUGACAGUAUCAAAAUCCGGAGUUGGUUUCAAUGUCCCAAAGGCGAGGCACAGGAAACCUUAAAAAAGUAUGGCAAGAAGGGAACGGUAGAGAAGAUUUUGGAAAGGCAUGCAGAUUGGGCGCCAGAGUUGACUGAGCUCUUCCGACAGGGUGAUUCGGAUAAAUUAAGGCAAUGGACUCUGUAUGAAUUGCCAGUUGGCUGCAAGUGGGAGCACAAGAAGGGCUUCACGCUCAUUGGAGACGCGGCUACACUUACCACGCCAUUUGGUGGAGAAGGUGUCAAUAAGGCAAUGAAAGAUACUCUCGAAUUGGCAGAGCAGCUCGAGAAAAGCCAGGAUCCAAAUAACAACCUCACGCUGGACCAGGCCGUCCAGCUUUUUGAACAAAUGAUGUUCCCCAGGGCUGAAAAGACCCAAGCAAUGAUCAUGAGCAACAAGCAACAUAUGUUCCAUCCGGACGCCCCAAUUGGCGUUAUGACUGGAAUGAUGAAGAUCAUGGCAAACGAUAGCUCUUCGAUCUUCGUGAAGCUAGCCCCUCCAGUCGCAAUCGAUCAAGUGGUAUCAGACUUUGAUAAUGUCGCUUUUCAUGUGUCUACCCCCGACUCCAAAAGCAAGAUCCUCAUCUCCAUCUCCGUAAAAUGCUUCCGCGAACUCCUUCACUAUGGGGCCCAAGAGGUGCUCGAGAGAGAGUACGGCUCUUACAUUGUCGCUCCAGAGGCCGGAUACGACUUUUCCAUUCUUAUAGAUUUAGAGAAUCUUCCAUCGGACGCUGAAGCGAGAGAAGACCUCGUCCGCCGGGUCUCCCUGCUCAAACGCAACGCUAUGGCUGCACCGUUUGAAAGGGCGUUUGAUGACUUCGGAAAACGACAAGAGGAAGCGUCAAAGUUCACGCGAGAAUCGGCACCAGAAGGUGUACGUGAGGGUGGUGAGGUCAUGGCCAUCCACUAUCGAGACGAAGAGGCGAUCUAUAUCAAGGCAAGCCAUGACAGAGUUACGGUCAUUUUCAGCACCAUCUUCAGGGAAGAGACAGACCGGAUAUUUGGGAAAGUUUUCCUACAAGAAUUCGUUGACGCAAGAAGAAGAGCAAUACAGAACGCGCCGCAAGUUUUGUUUCGGAAUGAGCCUCCGCUCGAACUACAAGGGGUCCCAGGUCUACCAAGCAGUAAGACUGGGGAGGUAGGAUACGUGACGUUUGUCUUGUUCCCGCGACAUCUCACACCGCAACGAAGGCAAGAAAGCAUCUCGCAUGUUCAGACGUUCCGAGACUACUUUCAUUAUCAUAUCAAAGCGUCGAAAGCUUACAUUCAUUCUCGAAUGCGACGGCGCACUGCGGACUUCUUGCAAGUGCUCAACAGAGCGAGACCUGAAAAUGAGGAGAAGGAACGAAAAACAGCCAGUGGCAGAACGUUCAAGUUUCAGGGUUAG